GCCGUUUCCCUAAAGUAUUGUACUUCGAUUGCUCCGAAACUAGUUUGUUGUUUGAAACUUGUUUGUUUCAACUUCCAUUAAAGAGAUCCGUGCUAUUUGAACCGAACCGGAAUUCGCUUGCCCUCCGUCCUUUCUUCGUUAAUAGCAGAGCCUCGCUUUGCCUGAAUUUGUUAAGUUUAAUUCUCGGCCCAGCUGCUGCGUCCUAUAAAAUGCUCCGCCUGGGCCAAGCAACCGCUGUGUUGCGAUUACUUUCUACAGAGAGCUGCCUGGGGACUGUAGGCAUCUCCCCGAGAAGACCCUCGUCCGGAGAGAAGAAAAAAGAGAUCCUGUUACACGUGCACGGAAAGGCAGGCUGCGGAAUCACAGAAAUUCAGAUGAACAGACCACAUGCCAGAAAUGCCCUGGGGAAAGUGUUUGUGGAUGAACUAUAUGAAAUCCUUGAUGUUCUUCAUUUUGAUGACAGUAUCCGUGCUGUAAUAAUCAAAAGCAAAGUAAAGGGUGUUUUUUGUGCUGGUGCCGACUUAAAAGAGCGAGCCCGAAUGAGCGAUGCUGAAGCUGAUCAUUUUGUUCAGAGGCUCAGAAGUUUAAUGGACAACAUUGCUGCAUUACCAAUGCCGACUAUUGCUGCAAUCGAUGGUUAUGCCUUGGGUGGCGGCUUGGAAAUGGCCCUAGCUUGUGAUCUUCGAGUAGCAGCAUCAUCGGCUAAAAUGGGUUUAAUUGAAACUACCAGAGGACUUCUCCCUGGGGCAGGUGGAACCCAGCGCUUAUCACGCUACAUUGGCCUUGGCCUAGCCAAGGAGCUCAUUUUCACUGGCAGACAGAUUGAUGGGCAAGAGGCUUUCUCCAUGGGGCUACUUAAUCACACAGUACCACAGAAUGAGGAAGGGGAUGCAGCAUACCGAAAGGCAUUGGCUUUAGCUGAAGAAAUAGUUCCUCAGGCUCCAAUAGCUGUGAGACUGAGUAAAUUGGCUAUAAACAAAGGGAUUGAGGUUGAUAUUGCUUCAGGAAUGGCUAUUGAAAGAAUGUGCUAUGCCCAGAAUCUCCCUACUAGAGACCGUCAGGAAGGAAUGGCUGCUUUCAGUGAGAAACGACUUCCAAAAUUCACUGGUAAAUGAGGCUAAAACACCAUUUCUGAAAGUGCCUGAAUACAAGGAGGUGAUCAAAAGGCUGUGCCUUAUUGAAAAGCUUUUCCUUAUAUGCUUUAUACUUUUUUUUUGCCUGAAAUCUCUUUUUGAUGUCAAGAACUAAACCAUAAUAAUGUAAAGGGUAUUACUAUUCAAAUAUGACAGUGAUA
Messenger RNA from Pseudonaja textilis, 1294 nucleotides. It is a transcript of the gene ECHDC2, whose product is annotated as enoyl-CoA hydratase domain containing 2. NCBI's taxonomy places the organism in Eukaryota, Metazoa, Chordata, Lepidosauria, Squamata, Elapidae. Gene Ontology annotation, biological process: fatty acid beta-oxidation. Gene Ontology annotation, molecular function: catalytic activity. Gene Ontology annotation, cellular component: mitochondrion. The record is from RefSeq and is a predicted model, not a curated record.